Molecule: messenger RNA, 804 nt
Organism: Rosa chinensis
Lineage: Eukaryota; Viridiplantae; Streptophyta; Magnoliopsida; Rosales; Rosaceae
Exons: 2
Coding region: 51-461 (136 amino acids)
Source: RefSeq, a predicted model, not a curated record
AAGUUUAUGUGACAAUUCACGAUGAUCAUAAACAAGCAACAGUGAUUCUGAUGGGGAAGCAAGGACAACAGUUGUUCGGCAUCAGUUGUCAGGAUUUGGUCAAUAAAAGACUAUAUCCAACAGAGCAGACGUUACCAGAAGAGAUUAAGAAAAUGGUUGGCCAAACCUAUCUAUUUCAGAUCCAAAUCAAUCAAUAUGGUGAACUGGCGGUUGAAAAUGUUUUCCCAAGUCAACAAUCAUCUGCGUCAAUGGUAGAACAAAACCCAAGCACUGCAACACUAGAGCGCCUUUCAUCUGAAAAAAAGAGAGGCAUUGAAACAAGUGGAAAAACAUUGUUCAUCACAGAGACUGAGACAAAAGCCAAGAGUGACAAAGAAAUCAAACAAGGAGAAACAGUGUCACCAUCGUCAGCAUCAUCAUCAGUAAGCAAGGAACUAUCUCAGCAACAGAAAGCCAACUGAAUCCAAAUCACUCUUUUGUAUAGCUAUGGUUCAUUUUCUUCCAUCAUACCUGCGUUGACUACGUUGUGUACAAGCACAGUCGGCGAAACAACUGGAGAACGCUGUACAGUUGGGACUGCUAGGAUUUUGCUUUUUGAACAAAGUGUUUUGACAACCAACUCCAGUUGUUCCAACAGGAUGUUAACUCAUGUUUAAUUUUCUUUUUGUAAGUUUGUAACUAAGACAAUCAACCUGACUAUGCAGCUGUCCCUUUUUUGUAGAGCUGCAAUUAACACAGCUAGCAAUACUGUGCAGCUACCAUUUUUGAACUGUGUCAAAUAGAAUGCUGUGCAGCUGAAAUGUA